Messenger RNA from Chironomus riparius, 1969 nucleotides. The record is from the annotation of a GenBank genome assembly. NCBI's taxonomy places the organism in Eukaryota, Metazoa, Arthropoda, Insecta, Diptera, Chironomidae.
AGUUGCAAAUUUCACUUCAUUGAUAAAGAAAAUACAAAAUGAAUCACAAGAAAGAGACAAAUGAUGUCAAAAAAGUAUAAAUUUGGAAGUCAAUAUUCUGAAAUGUUUUAGUUAUAAUUAUAGGCGAAUGACAGACAGUAAGAAGUAAGCAGAAUGUGGAAAUUGUAUACUUCUGUGGCACUUCUUCUAUUGUGUGUUACAAUAGGAGAAAGUCAAGGACCAGCCGAAAGACUAGGAACUGCCUUUUUCUUCCCAGGAUUUCCAUUUCCACCUGGCAUGAAUUUUCCUGGUGGAUUAUGGAGUUUACCACAACGUAUUUUGAGACCACCUUCUUCAAGACCUCGCCCAAGACCACCACGACCAGAUAACAGAGAACGAUGUCCUUCUGAUGGCAUUAAACUAAUAUCACAUCCAACAGAUUGUGAAAUGUAUAUAUUGUGUGUUGAUGGAGAUGAAAUGACUGAAUUGACAUGCCCAAAUGGAUUGCACUUCUCUCGUAUUACUCGUACCUGUACAGAUCCACGAGCAGCUGGUUGUGAAGAUUUCGAAUGGGAAUGCCCUGAAGAUCAUGAUCCGACAAAUGUGGUUUUCCUACCUAAUCAAGAAGAUUGUUCUCGUUAUUAUUUGUGUUGGUCUGGAACUCCAAUUCCAAUGAGCUGUGCUGCUGGACUGCACUGGUCUAUUUUUGAAAAUUCAUGUAUGGAUCCUAGCGAAGCUGCUUGUAUGUUUUCUUUAAUGCCUGCUGAAAAAAUCACACCUGCUAUCGAUUCACCAAAAUUUAAAGCAAGCGUGUACAUCGAAAAAGGUGUAAGUUAUGGACAGUGUCCUCCAACUGGUGUUGAUAGUAUCCCAAAUCCUGAAUCAUGUGAAACUUACUUUUUAUGCGUGAAUGGAGCAAGAUUUGAUCGUGAAUGUCCUGUUGGUCAACAUUUUUCACCACAUUUAAGACGAUGCGCAGAUCCAGAUGUUGCAGAAUGUGAAUUAGGAUGUCCUUCAACGGGUUUGGCAUUUUUACCACACGAAGAUGAUUGCAACUUAUAUUACAUAUGCUUUAAUGGCAUGAGAACUUUAAUGACAUGUCCAAACGAUUUACAUUGGUCAACUGAGGCAAAUCGUUGUAUGGAUCCUGAUGAAGCUGGUUGUGAUGAAGGUGCUAUUGAAUGUCCUGCAACUGGAAUUGAACAAAUUCCAGAUCCAGAAGAUUGUGAAAGAUUCAUCUUAUGUGUCAAUGGAUUCGAAAUUCCUUUAUCUUGCGGUCCUGGAUUACAUUUUUCACCUACACUAAGAACAUGCAUGAGUCCAGAAGAUGCAGAGUGUGAAGAACCAAAUCAAUGGAAAUGUCCUGAAGUAGACACACCUGGAGUUAUUGUUUUUAUUCCAAACACUGAAGAUUGUACAAUGUAUUACUUAUGUUGGCAAGGAAAUGAAAUUCCAUUAAGAUGUGGCGCAGGCUUGCAUUGGUCGAUCUCAGAAAACAGAUGUUUACCUCCAGAUGAAGCUGAAUGUCCUUGGGCUGAUGAUGAUAUCGAAAAAUGUCCAGAAGAAGGCGUUAUUGCUAUUUCUCAUCCUGAAUCAUGUGAAAGAUACAUUUUAUGUGUUAAUGGACAUGAAGUUGAAAGAGAUUGUCCAUUUGGUUUACAUUUCAGUCGAGAAUUGAGAAACUGUGCACAUCCAUUAAUAGCAAAUUGUGUUGCACCAACAAAUUAUGCAAUGCCAUCAGAGGACGCUACAUGCCCGACAUUGAACAAUUCAAAGGAUAUUGCUUUUAUGCCAAACAAAGACGAUUGUAGCUCUUACUUUUUGUGUUACAACGACGAUAGCAAGUUAUUCAAUUGUGCAAAAGGAUUACAAUUUGACAUGAACCUGAGGAAAUGCAUGAAAAAGAAUAAAGCUCAUUGUGUCAUACAAUCCUAAUAAUUAUGUAAAUGAUACUGUUUUGAAUAAAUGGCUACUUACCACCUGUCCCCAA